UUUUUCUCUGUUAUUAUUACAACUUUAUUUUCCUCAUGUUUUUACCUUAUUUUCGUAAAAUUAUUGCUCUUUCUUCCAUAUUUCCUGUUUGUUUUUUUUAGUUUUCCUGUUUAAUUUUAUGUUUAGAAUGUGCCGAGGGCCAUUUAAAAAAUGGCUGCGGGCUGCAAAUGGCCCCUGGGCUGCACUUUGAACACCCCUGAUCUGAAGGGAUCCGCUACAAGAUCAUAUUUAUUGUUGUGGUUGUUGUUUGCAGUGGUGCCUUCAAAUGAUUAGAUCACAGUUACCGUUGUACACCAUAAUUUGCAAACUACAAGUACAAUUUCAAACACAUUGUGAAAUGAAUACCUAAAUGAAAACAAUGGAGUUUUUGAUACAUGUUUUGACGUAUGUCUUGUAUCGGAUGGAUUAGAUUGUGCAGGUGUGCUUGAAGUGGCCAGUGAUUGUAUUCCCACCAGCAGCGGACUUCUAUAAUCCAUAAUUUGAUAUAAUAGAAAAUAGAAUGAAAGCAGAUUAGCAUGCCCCCCAUCCUCCUGUGGACUUGUGACAUUAUUUUGUUGAACUAAGCCCACUAAGAAUUCAAACGUGUUGUCUUUCAAACUCUAACACACACACACAGCAUAUUAUCUGCUGUUUGGAACCUCAGGGGAUCUCAUUCACAUGGAAAAAAGCACAUCUUCAUUCUCAUUGGUAGCCAGUGUUGUUAAGUCCUUCGCUCCCAUUUAAACAAGCGGCAUUCCUCACCCCGAAGACAGACGCCAGGAACAUUUGACAACAUCUCAAACUAAGAUCCUGUGCUAGUUUUAUUUACAAUAAGUGUAGAAUAGCGUUUCAAUGGCCACCUUUUAGGAAGGGAAGCUUGUUUUGUAAUUCAUUUUAAAAAUAUUCAUACUAAGCUGAUAAUGGCCUCUGCUGUGGUUCCUGCAACCCAAAGUAUGUUUUCCAUAGAGCGGAUUUUGGGUUUGGAGCAAAAACGCCCCAGAACCUGCUUAAAACUCCACAGGCCUUGGGACCGGACGGGUGAGUCAAAAUGAGAUGCACUUUCAUGCAUUGCUGAGGUAUUCUGAACAAGGAUUUUAUGCAUUGUUAAUUGGCAGCUAUAGGGGAUAUCACACCAGCAACACGAUAAACUAGCAUGUUUUUUGCAUUUGUUUUCCAAAAAUACACGGAGGUGUUAGCUGCACAGUUACAUUGAAAAAAAACAAAAUGUACACACUCUUUGACAUUUCUGCUAGUGUUGUAGUCCUGCAUGCAUAAACCUAAAACCCUGAUAACCUGGUAUUGGUGCUUGUAUGAUAGAUGAUGUUUGUAGAAAUCUGAAAACUUAUACAAAUAUUAGUUGAUCUGUGUCACAAUUCAAAACAAAUCAUACAGUUAAUAGGUGAUGUGCUGCUUGAGAAUAAAGCCUGAAAGUCCCUAUGUCUGAAUGCUGAUUCCAAAAAAAGAGGUGUGCAUUGUAUGUACGAUAUUUGUUUGUGGAACUCCUCUAUUCCUGAACUGCUGCACACAAAAGGGUGAAAAUCUGUCAAAACAUGCGCCUCUACUGUGUUGCCUGUGCUAUUAUUUUUCUGACAAGUACACCACAUGGUGGCGCUGUUAUUGACUUAAAAUUGACUUAAAAUUUCUCACACAGCUCAAUGCGCUCUACUUAAACACCCGCUGUAAACUGAGGGUGUUUACAUGAAUCACCACAAAAUUUGGGAUACACCUUAAGGGGACUGACAAGCUUGUGUCUGUAAAAAUUUGAGCAAGAUUGAAAAACAUUUCCGCCAUCAAGCAAAAUGUAUUUGCUGGGGCAUGGGCGGAACUUAGUGACUAAUUGGUUUCCUCCCACAUUCCAAAAACUUGCAUGUUAGGUUAAUUGGAGACUUAAUUGGAGAUUGUCCAUACGUAUGAAUGGCUGUUUGUCUAUAUGUGCUCUGGGAUUGGCUGGCGACCAGGCCAGGGUGUACUUUGCCUCUUGCCCAAAGUCAGCUGUGAUUGGCUCCAGCAUAUCCCAUCGACCCUAGUGAGGACAAACAGUAUAGCAAAUGGAUGGAUAGAUAGUUGGGUAUGAGUGUGUCACAUGACUGUUUAAAUGCAGACAUCGAGUCAGACGAAGAGAACCAUCAACAACAUGGUCGUCAUCCUUCCUGGGCGAACAUACAGAGUCCGACUUCUAGCUGGUACAUCGGACGUAGACCUCGAACUGCCUUCACGAAUCACCAAGUGAAUGUUCUGGAAGCUGUGUUUCAGGUCAACUGUUAUCCAGGCAUCCAGCUUAGGGAACAUCUGGCCGGGAGACUGGAUCUGGAUGAGGACCGCAUACAGAUAUGGUUCCAGAACCGGCGGGCCAAACUAAGACGAUUCCUCAGAGAGAGUAGACUGAGAAUGGUACAGUCGGCCGUUGCUGACCUCAGGAUGAAGGUCAUGAGUCAGUUGAGGAGCAAUGACCAGCAGGUGGGGGAUGAGAAGGAAUGAGAGAAAAGAUCUAUUUUUCACCAUCCAUCAACAUGGCUAAAGAGAAGAACCAGGGUGGGCUCACAUUGGACUGAUGGCUUGUCAAUCACAGGACUCACAGACAUUCACAUUGUUGUCCCAGUGAGCAAAAAUACAUAAUUUGUGGUGUUUUGUUUUUUUUUAACUAUUAUGUUGCCUGAUAAACAUGAUUAAAAUGUUGACACCCUGUUAUUUUGGUGUAUAUUUUUCUGCACUGGAUCAGUGUGUGUGUAUAUGAAUAUAUAUGAAUGUUUUGUUUUCUGACUUAUACCAAAAUAAACAUAGUAAAUCAAGCAUCUUAACCUUGCUUUUCUCUCUCUUGUUGCUUGACUUGAUAUAUUUGAAACGUUUCUAG
This is a messenger RNA of Dunckerocampus dactyliophorus (ringed pipefish), 2830 nucleotides long. RefSeq names its product homeobox expressed in ES cells 1-like. NCBI's taxonomy places the organism in Eukaryota, Metazoa, Chordata, Actinopteri, Syngnathiformes, Syngnathidae. Gene Ontology annotation, molecular function: RNA polymerase II cis-regulatory region sequence-specific DNA binding; DNA-binding transcription repressor activity, RNA polymerase II-specific. The record is from RefSeq and is a predicted model, not a curated record. Gene Ontology annotation, biological process: pituitary gland development; forebrain development; regulation of transcription by RNA polymerase II. The coding region runs from base 2050 to 2457 and encodes 135 amino acids. The transcript is spliced from 3 exons. Gene Ontology annotation, cellular component: nucleus.